This is a messenger RNA of Penicillium pulvis, 1431 nucleotides long. Its product is annotated as putative MFS monosaccharide transporter. Bases 1 to 1431 code for a protein of 476 amino acids. Gene Ontology annotation, cellular component: membrane. Gene Ontology annotation, biological process: transmembrane transport; carbohydrate transport. NCBI's taxonomy places the organism in Eukaryota, Fungi, Ascomycota, Eurotiomycetes, Eurotiales, Aspergillaceae. The record is from RefSeq and is a predicted model, not a curated record. Gene Ontology annotation, molecular function: carbohydrate:proton symporter activity. The transcript is spliced from 5 exons.
AUGAUGGCUUUCCUGCCAUUAACCAAAUACACAACCCACAUGGGCACGUCAGGUCUGAAGCUCAACAUUCUCGUUGCCGGCAUUGCGGCAUGUGCAUUUUGGCUUUUCGGCUACGACAUGAGCAUCAUGGGUGGUCUGAUUACUGAGGAGUCCUUCACGACUGUCUUUCCCGAGAUGAAAAACGCUAAUGUCCAGGGCAUCGUGAUCGCCUCUUUUGAACUCGGUGCUCUUGUCGGUGCCCUCGCCUGCUUGGACCUUGGCGACCGCCUCGGGCGUCGUCUGACCGUUUGGUUCGGUAUGCUGUUUAUGCUGGUCGGCGGCACAUUGCAGACGAGUGCCUGGGCAAUACCUCAGUUGGUAGUGGGUCGCAUUAUCAGCGGCAUCGGCCUCGGCUUGCAGGUUGCCACGGUGCCGUCAUGGCAGUCCGAGUGUGCGAAAGCGCAAAGUCGCGGGCGUUGGGUCAUGAUUGAGGGUGGCUUGCAGACAUUCGGCGUCGCUUGUGGCCAGCUCGUUGGUUAUGGCUUCUUCUUUGUGAAGGGUCAAGCGCAAUGGCGUACGCCCGUGGGUAUUCAGCUUGUCCCGGCUUUGAUCGUCUUCAUAUUUAUCAAUCUCCUUCCUGAGUCACCCCGUUGGCUGAUCAAACAUGGCCUGGUUGAAGAGGGCACAUACAACCUGUCAAAGCUUCGGGGCCUGCCGGUCAGCCACCCCGAACUAGUGGCUGAACGAGAGGCAAUCAUCGCCUUGUUCGAAGCGCAGAUUGAACUUGCUCCAUUCUCCUACAGAGAAAUGCUGGACAUGGGAAAAAACAAGACGUUCCAUCGCGUCGCCAUUGGAGUCUUCAUGCAAUCGGCACAGCAAAUAUCUGGAGUCAACCUGGUCUCGACCUACGCCAACAAGAUACUUCAAGAGUCGUUCGGCCUCAAUGCUAGCACAUCCCACCUCAUCGCUGCCAUGGGCGGGUUGGAAUAUGCUCUAUGCUCGCUUCUAUCCGUUUUGCUCAUAGAAGGUCUCGGGCGUCGGAAGGCCUUUAUGUGGACUACCAUUGGCAUGUCCAGCUGCUUUGCUGUCAUCGCUGGGCUUCAAAGCACAGAGUCGCGCACCUGCCAAUUGGUCGCUGCUGGAUUUCUGUUUCUCUUCAAUACCUUCUUUGGUCUCGCCUGGGUUGGAGGACCGUUCUUGUACAGCGCCGAGAUUGCACCUCUGCGAUGCCGCGCGCAGGCGAAUGCCCUGGCGAGCGCUGGCAACUGGUUAUUCUGCUUUGUGGUGGUCAUGAUUAUCCCACCCGCUUUCCAAAAUAUCGGCUGGAAGACGUACAUUAUUUUUGCAAUCCUGAAUGCCAGCUUCGUUCCUAUCAUCUACUUCUUCCUGGUCGAAACGAGAAAGAGAAGUCUCGAGGAGAUCGUGAGUAUCAUCCGAAGGAGAAAGGGUUGA